Equus quagga is the source of this 1606-nucleotide messenger RNA. It is a transcript of the gene LAYN, whose product is annotated as layilin. The coding region runs from base 294 to 1418 and encodes 374 amino acids. Lineage: Eukaryota; Metazoa; Chordata; Mammalia; Perissodactyla; Equidae. Gene Ontology annotation, molecular function: hyaluronic acid binding. The transcript is spliced from 7 exons. The record is from RefSeq and is a predicted model, not a curated record.
UCCGCUCCUCUGCUCGCUCCCCUUCGAGCGGGACUGGUGUCUGGCGCCGAGCGCGCGGGAGGAGGCCAUCGGAAGCGGGCCAACCGGCGGGGCAGCCCUCCCCGCAGUGACGUCCCAGGGGGCGGAGGGGCGACUGGCUGGCUCCGCGCCCUCCCCGCCUCCUCCGGGUGCCAGGUCCGUCGGUCCUCGGGAGAUGCUGCUGCCGCGGUUGCAGUUGUCGUGCACGCCGCCGCCGGGCCGCCCGCUCCACCGCCGUAGCACCCGGGUGUCCCAGGGCGCACCCGAGCCGGGCCAUGCAGCCAGGAGCGGCGCUGCAGGCCAUGCUGCUGGCGGUGCUGCUGGCGGGGCCCGGGGGAGCGACGGGGCGCCUGCUAAGCGGGCAGCUGGUCUGCCGGGGAGGGACACAGAGGCCUUGUUAUAAAGUCAUUUACUUCCAUGAUGCUUCUCGAAGACUGAACUUUGAGGAAGCCAGAGCAGCCUGCCGGAGGGAUGGGGGCCAGUUGGUCAGCAUCGAGUCUGAAGAUGAACAGAGACUGAUAGAAAAGUUCAUUGAAAACCUCCUGGCGUCUGAUGGCGAUUUCUGGAUUGGGCUCAGGAGGCACGAGGAGAAACAAAGCAAUAGCACAGUCUGCCAGGACCUUUAUGCUUGGACGGAUGGCAGCACAUCCACAUUCAGGAACUGGUACGUGGAUGAGCCUUCCUGUGGCAGCGAGGUCUGCGUGGUCAUGUACCAUCAGCCAUCAGCACCCGCCGGCAUUGGGGGCCUCUACAUGUUCCAGUGGAAUGAUGACCGAUGCAACAUGAAGAACAAUUUCAUUUGCAAAUAUUCCAAUGAGAAACCAACAGCUCCUUCUACAAGAAGUAGAGGUCAAGGAACAGAGCCAGCCACACCCGUACUUCCAGAAGACACAGAGAAGGGAGACGCCAAAGAAACAUUUAAAGAAAGCAAAGAAGCUGACUUGAAUCUUGCCUACAUCCUAAUCCCCAGCAUUCCUCUUCUCCUCCUCCUUGUGGUCACCACAGUUGUAUGCUGGGUUUGGAUCUGUCGAAGGAGGAAGCGGGAGCAGCCAGGCCCCAGCACAAAGGAGCAGCAAACAAUUUGGCCCUCUCCGCACCCAGGGCACAGCCCGGACCUAGAGGUUUAUAACAUCAUCCGAAAACAAAGUGAAGCUGAUUUAGCAGAGACCCGGCCAGACCUGAAGAACAUUUCAUUCCGAGUGCGUUCCGGAGAAGCCACUCCCGAGGAGAUGUCUUGUGACUAUGACAACAUGGCUGUGAACCCAUCCGAAAGUGGAUUCGUUACUCUGGCAAGCAUGGAGAGUGGCUUCGUGACCAAUGACAUUUAUGAGUUCUCCCCGGACCGAACGGGCAGGAGCAAGGAGUCUGGAUGGGUGGAAAAUGAAAUAUAUGGUUACUAGGAUGUGCGAAAAACACUUGAACUGACAAGAAUGGGAAAGAAAAGAGAAGCAAAAUUCUCCUAUUUUCUAUAAGGAAAACACUCAGAAGGACUAUGAGAAUGCUCAGAUCUAGUGCCGGGAGUGAGCAUGUGACCGCCAAGAGCUCCCGCUGGAUCCCCAUCAGCUCCUGCUGGAUCCCCAUCAGCUCC